UGGUCAGAACACCCACCGACACACCUUCAUUGAAUUGUGCGCAGAUGUGUGUUUCUAUUUGCUUUUGGCCUUGGGGGACGCCAAAGCCCCAGUGACGCGAAUGAAGUGUCCCUCCUCCCCGCGGCCAGCGAGAAAAGACGAGUUUGAGGCGGAAGUACGGAUUGUCGUUCUGUUCCUCAGCUAAGCGUUGGGUCACAAGCUUCCUCGUUUUCACGGCUUCAGCAACUCCUCUUGAAAGGACUUCCUCUAAUCGAUUUGGAUCUUUGAAGUACGUUGAUCCCGUCCAUCUGCAGCGAUCCAGCCAAUCAUGAGCAGCAGCUACAGUGUCGCCCUCAUUGGCCCCUCCCCCUGGGGUUUCAGACUGCAGGGUGGGAAGGACUUCUGCAUGCCCCUCAACAUCUCAAAAUUGACAGAUGGGGGGAAGGCAUCCAAAGCCAACAUCAGCGUCGGAGACACAGUGCUGUCCAUUGACGGCAUCUCCACAGAGGGCAUGACCCAUCUGGAAGCGCAGAACAAGAUCAAGGCCUGCACGGGCAACCUGAACCUCACCCUGCAGAAAGGCACAACUAUUCCAAAGGCAGAUGCUAAGGCUGAGCCCCAGGAGAUCAUAAAGCCUGUGCCCAUCACACACACCUCCGCCUCGCCCGUGCCCUUCUCCAGUGGGGGCGGCGGCAGCGGCAGGGGCAGCCCCGCGCCCGCCUACAACAAGACGGCCCGGCCCUUCGGGGGUGGCGGCGGAGCUCCUUCGUCGGGGGUUUCCACGCCCCCCCGCGUGGCCUUCAUCCCCUCCGCCUCCUCGGCCUUCACCCCCACCGCCCCCACCGCCGCCCCCGUCCACUCCCAGCACCAGCAGAAGCAGCCUAUCCGCGCCUUCCCCCCUCCAUCCUCCUCCUCCUCGGCCUCCUCUUCGGCCUCCUCCUCCCCGGGCCGUAACACGGGCCCCGCCCCGCCGCCCUCCUCCGUCUACAACACGCCCAUCCAGCUGUACUCGAGCGAGAACGCCGUCGAGGUGGCCAUGGGACAGCAGAGGGGGCUGCUGGAGGCCAAGGGGGGUGUGGAGCUCUUUAACGGGACGGCGAAGAAGCCCGUGUUGACUGCGGAGCGUGAGGUGGCUCCGCCCCCGGCCCCGGUGUCCCACAGCAGUAAGCAGCGUCUGAUGGAGGACACGGAGGACUGGCACCCGCGCACCGGCACCUCUCAGUCCCGCUCCUUCCGCAUCCUGGCCCAGAUCACCGGCACCGAGAAUGAUCAAGCUCCAGAGAACAGCUCUGCAAAGAAUGAAGUGGUGGAUGAUCUCAUCUCCAGUGCUCCGCUGAGAUCCAAAGUGUCUGUAGCCCCUCGCCAUGGUAACGGAGUUGCCCCGCCCUCCUCCAAACCCUGGCAGUCCGGCAACACAGCAGGUCUGCCCAAAGCGGGUGCCCAGCCAUCCUUCGGCCGGGUGAGCAACGCCAGCAGCGCCCCCAAGGUGGCGCCAGCGCGCCCCGCCCCCCAGCCUCACCCCAUGGACCAGGACUCUCUGGUGCAGCGCGCCGAGCACGUGGCAGCCGGAACACGCACGCCAAUGUGUGCCCACUGCAACAUGGUCAUCAGGGGCCCGUUCCUGGUUGCCAUGGGGAAGUCGUGGCACCCGGAGGAGUUCAACUGCUCCCACUGCCGCACCUCGCUGGUGGAGGUGGGCUUCGUGGAGGAGCGGGGCACUGUGCACUGUGAGCACUGCUAUGAGAAGUACCUGGCCCCCUCCUGCGCCCGCUGCCAGGGGAAGGUGCUGGGGGAAGUGAUCAACGCUCUGAAGCAGACGUGGCACGUGUCCUGCUUCCUGUGCACAACCUGCCAGCAGCCCAUCCGCAACAACACCUUCCACAUGGAGGACGGACAGCCCUACUGCGAGAAAGAUUACUAUGAGGUCUUUGGGACGAGCUGUCAUGGCUGUGAUUUCCCUAUCGAGGCCGGAGACAAGUUCCUGGAGGCCCUCGGCUUCACCUGGCACGACACCUGCUUCGUGUGUGCGGUCUGCCAGACCAGCCUGGAGGGGCAGACGUUCUUCUCCAAGAAGGACAAGGCCCUGUGCAAGAAACAUGCCCACACUGUCAAAAUCUAACCCCCCCCACCAGGGCCCACAGAGGUGGCGUAGAGGUCAAGGUCACGCAGAAAAACAAACAAACAAAGAAACAAACACACAAAGCAGAUUGCCUAUUCGUCAAGCUGUUGAUAUUUUUAAUUGGUUGAAAAUAGUUGUUUAAGUAUACAUGUGUUAAAAGGUGUCGUUGACAUGUUGAGGUGUUUGGUGUUGGGAACUGAUGCUUUUUUGUUUUCAUGCACUGCUUUCAUGGACAGUGAGCUGAAUAGGCAGGAGAUGACCAAGAUGUUCUGGUGUCAUGAUUUCAUUCCAGAUGUUUCACUUUUAGGACACGUUUAAUACAGAAAUGGUCUCUUUCAUUGCUUUCAUUCAAACACUGAAGGUUCCAACAUAGAAUCUUUUCUUAAUCAGAAUUCUAGACGGCAUCACUUAUUUUAAGAGUGGAGGUUUGCACAUUCCUUUUAUUCCAAAAGACUGUCACUGAGAAUGUAAAAGAUCAAAAAAUUGCAGCAAGAGCCCAUGCCACUAGUAACCUACUUACUCUGUUGUGCAAGGGAAAAGUCAUUCUAUGUUAUCGGGUGGCUUGUCUGUAAGCUAAUGGGUAGAGGACACAAACUGGGACAGCCAUAUUACCAUGGGCUUUCUAAGAUGGAUAAAUGUUCUGUACACAAUGAUUUCAACACCAUGCACCCUCAGCUAAAACAAAUACCUUUCUAGUGGGUUGUAAUGGGUCUGGUGGGUACUUUGGUGGUCUGGUGUGUACUUUGUAGGUCUAAAUAUGUUCCUCGCAGCAAUACUGUGCUGCUGUAAAGUUAAUUUAAGAAGCCUGCGUAGAGUCAAUCAUCAGUGGGGUCUAAGUAAAGCUUUUCAGGGAAACAAGCAGUGGAACCUAUUAGGGUUCUAGGUCACACUUUUUCUCUCUCUCUUUUCAAAGUGUGUACCUUGAACACCCAACUCCCACGUCUCUGUUCUCUCCUCUCCUGUUGCUGAGGUCCACCUCGGUCUUAUUUAACCUGCUCUAUUUAUUUUAGUGUAAGGGAUAACUUUGGGCUUCUUAGAGCUUUGCACAAUUUCACUGCACUGAUGGUCCAUGUAGUUUAGGGGCAGUGAUUUUUUUUUUUUUUAAAGAUCUGUUUUUAGAUGUUUAAAUGAUCUUGUUUUAUGUAAUGGCAAAGUACGUCUAUCUUGUAAGGUGAAGUAAAAUUGAAAUGUUAAAUUGAAGCCAACAUUGUGCCUUAGUGUCUCCAAGUAAGUACUUGGUGCAUUUUUUCUCUUUAAGCGGUUAGCUUUUUCGACACACAUUUGUUAAAGAAUAUUUUGCCUUUGUAUCUGUUUAUUUAAAAUAAAAUAUUGAGAUAAAUUUGGGAGAUAUAAAUCUAAAAGGUAUGAUACGUGUCAAAGAAAACAUUGGUUAGUUUUUGUUAUGUUUGUUAUCAGUCACUUUAUGGCCAUGUCUAUUGCCAUGUCUAUCAGUUUUUCACAGCCAUUGUCAGUAUACAUGUUCCUUGUGGACAAGCCACUAAUAAAGAGUAUUGAUCUGGGAUAAAGCUA
This is a messenger RNA of Clupea harengus (Atlantic herring), 3628 nucleotides long. It is a transcript of the gene pdlim5b, whose product is annotated as PDZ and LIM domain 5b. Gene Ontology annotation, molecular function: muscle alpha-actinin binding; actin binding. NCBI's taxonomy places the organism in Eukaryota, Metazoa, Chordata, Actinopteri, Clupeiformes, Clupeidae. The record is from RefSeq and is a predicted model, not a curated record. Gene Ontology annotation, biological process: actin cytoskeleton organization; muscle structure development; heart development. Gene Ontology annotation, cellular component: adherens junction; filamentous actin; Z disc.